This is a messenger RNA of Myripristis murdjan (pinecone soldierfish), 4492 nucleotides long. RefSeq names its product solute carrier family 25 member 36-A. The coding region runs from base 402 to 1337 and encodes 311 amino acids. The transcript is spliced from 7 exons. The record is from RefSeq and is a predicted model, not a curated record. Lineage: Eukaryota; Metazoa; Chordata; Actinopteri; Holocentriformes; Holocentridae. Gene Ontology annotation, biological process: pyrimidine nucleotide import into mitochondrion. Gene Ontology annotation, cellular component: mitochondrion. Gene Ontology annotation, molecular function: pyrimidine nucleotide transmembrane transporter activity.
CCCGCAGGCUCUCAUUGAGGCAAGGGGAGCUAGCGUGAAUGAGGCCGAGUAGCUGCCACAGUCGCCGUUAUCAAUGCAAGGCUGGAAUUAAACACACACACGCCAGCAAUGGUGAAUCAUUAUCCUGUCUGACAAGGAGGAGACGCAGAUUCGCGGCUCCAACUCCGAGCUUUGCAACGGGAAACCCCGCUAGCGUUGGAAGCUAAUGUUAGCUAGCUAGCUUUUGCAUGUCCUCGUUUUUUUUUCCUUUGCUGGCAACUGACCUCCACCACCACAACACAGACGCGUUGAGUAACGUGUGCUCGCUAGCUUUGGGGGGUUAUAAUUCACCUGUUCUCUUGACGUCAGCGCCCCUUGUCCCCGUGUGGUACCCAGUGGACGGUUCCUGAAUAUGAUACAUAAUGAGUCAAAGAGAUACCCUGGUUCAUCUGUUUGCAGGAGGGUGUGGGGGAACGGUAGGAGCCAUAUUGACUUGUCCACUGGAAGUGGUGAAGACGCGUCUGCAGUCCUCGUCCAUCACCCUCUAUGUGUCUGAAGUUCAGCUCAGCACCGUCAACGGGGCCAGCGUGGCCCGCAUGUCUCCACCGGGCCCCUUACACUGCCUAAAGUUGAUCUUAGAGAAAGAAGGACCUCGCUCUCUCUUUAGGGGCUUGGGGCCAAACUUGGUGGGUGUGGCACCUUCCAGAGCAAUUUACUUUGCUGCUUACUCCAGUGCCAAAGAGAAACUGAACGGCAUAUUGGAGCCCGACUCCACGCAGGUACACAUGCUCUCAGCUGGAAUGGCAGGGUUCACAGCCAUCACAGCUACCAAUCCCAUAUGGCUCAUAAAGACUCGUCUGCAGCUAGAUGCUAGGAAUCGAGGGGAGCGAAGGAUGAGUGCGUUUGAGUGCGUGCGACGAGUGUACCGGGCAGACGGCCUGCGAGGCUUCUACAGGGGCAUGUCGGCAUCCUACGCCGGUAUCUCAGAGACUGUGAUUCACUUUGUGAUCUAUGAAAGUAUCAAACGGCGCAUCUUGGAAGCCAAGGCCUCACAGAACAUGGAUGAGGAAGAAGAGGCAUCCAAAGAUGCAUCAGACUUUGUGGGGAUGAUGCUUGCCGCCGCCACCUCCAAGACCUGUGCCACAUCUAUCGCUUAUCCACAUGAAGUGAUUCGCACCAGGCUACGUGAAGAAGGCAGCAAGUACCGCUCUUUCUUCCAGACUCUAAAAACAGUGCCCAAAGAGGAGGGCUACCGCGCCCUGUACCGCGGCCUCACCACCCACUUGGUACGGCAGAUCCCCAACACCGCCAUCAUGAUGUGCACCUACGAGCUGGUGGUCUAUCUCCUGAACGGUUAAACCCUUGGCCCUUUUCCAGAGAGUACAUGUAACCCUGCCCCUGCUCAGAGAAAGAAAGAGAGAGAGAGACUGAAUGAACGCCAGCCAGCACAGCAGAUCCCCCUCACCAGAAGAGGACGGAGAUGGCGCCCUCACCUUUUUGUCUUAGUGUUUCGAGUGGUUGUUUUGAAUAAGGUGGGGGUUUAGUUUGGUUUCCUGAGUGGCACAGCACUGGGAGGAAUGAUGGUAGGAUCCCGAUUUAGGGAUCUGGCUUUCACAACAGUGAAGAAAUGGUUUGCCCCUGAUUUGUAAUUUCUCUUUUCUACUCCCUCCCAUUCUCUCUUGGGUUUUCAUAAGUAUGUUCCUCGUGCAAGCACAUUAAGUCACAGAGCACUGAAGAGAGCACCUAAAGUUAUAUUAAAAGUAUCUAACAGUACUAAUCAUGAUAGAGAAGUAACCCCACUCCUUACUACUCGGUAGAUAGAAGAACCUCUCCAGCAGACGGUUUUGUUCUCUUGUUGAUAAGUCUAUUUUUUUUUUUUUUUGGCUUAAGGAGCCUUUUAGAAAUAUUAAACAGCAUUCCCUGCAUCCUUCACAGUACCGUUAAAGGCAAAAACUGUGAUGUCGCCCAGAAUCUGUGGUUAUCAUGCAGUGUAUAAGCAAAAAUAUCUGACAUGGAUUCUAAGGUUAGUGUAAACAAGGAGCAAUAUGUGCUUGUUUAGUGUGGGUGAACGGAGCAUAUGGGUGAAGGGAGGGAGGUGGGAAGAUGUGCCUUGUGAGAAGCUGUGAACUAUACUGAGAUGCACAAUAGCUGUAGGAGGAAGGUGGAGUUCUGGUUCAUCAGUGAAACUAUACAGCAAAGGGUGUAGAAAGCUACUUUGGUACACUGGCAUUGGGUGAUGAGAGGUGCAUGAGAGACCCUUUGUGAUUCUUUUACAUAUUGUGAAUAUACACACACACACACACUCCCAAGGAUGUUUGAAAGACCUAACCUACAAGACAUGCCGGUUUUGAUGUCUCAGCAAGGUGGGCGUUUACAUACGGUUACAGUUCCUUGACGCUAAAUAUUUUGGUGAAAUCCUGAGGCAGUCUUUGUGAAUAUCUGCUUUCUCAUUGUAAGUGAAGCAUCCAGCGUUAAGGCAACAUAAAGACAUGGCCUGUGAACUUCGAGGGUGUGUGCGUGUGUGUGUUUGUGUUCACAAUAGUCAGGAGAAGACUGACUUCUGAGAUCUGAUCAAAGGUACACCACCACCAGCCUGAACAUAAUCCACCAUCCUAACUACUGGAAUGUAAACACACAUGAUGAAAAACCUUACUAAAGACAAGGAAGUGAAACGCUGAUCGUUAUCGUGAAUUUAAAAAUCUAUCUAUAUAUAUAUAUUACUGAAUGAAUAAAUAAAAUUAACACAUUUUAACAACAUAGCUCUAUUAAAUAGGUAUGUCUACACAAAAUGUGACUUUGUCGCAUUUGUCUGCCCAUCAACAGCAAAUGCAUUUUUUUUUUCUUUUUAAUGGGAGGGGUGUUGCCAUUGUAACCCUGUUGUUUCUCCUUGUCAAACAACCAUGUUGUUGUUGUUUUUUUUUUUUUUUUGCAUGUUUCCAUUGCUCUAUCAGUAUCCUCUCAUCUCAAUUCUUUUUCUCAGCCACAGAAUCCAGGCUAGUUUUACAGGCGAGGACAAUCCUCUCAUGAGUUUACUCUGGAAGUUGUCAUACAGUUUAACGUGUAUAUGGGUGUAUGUGUGGGGGGGGCGUAAAUGACUCAGAAAUAUGCGCACAUGCAUGAAAUGCAGACUGGAAAGGACUAACUCUAUUUUGCCUAUUCCUUACCUUCAUUCUGUAUAGGAGGUUUUUUUUUUUUUUUUUUUUUUUUUUUUUUUUUUUUUAUUAAUGGUUGCAUUUCAAGUUGUUUCAAAAAAGAAACAGUUUGUGUGUUGUUGUUUUUUUUGACUGUUUUUUUUUUUUUUGUUUGUUUUUGGAUGUCCUUGCCUUGUAAUCUGAGAAAGUUUGCUCUCUGCUUUGCCCUCUUUUUACCUACUGACCUUUCCCCACUCACUGGACACGAGCACUAUGAGCCUUCCCGGCCUGCGAGAGCCUCGCCGUAUGAAUUUUAAUCACAAGCCACUACCUUAAAGGGGCACGACUUUGCCAGAAAUGCUAACACAAAUUAACAUCCCACUUCAUUAGCCCAAACCAUUACUGUUCCUGCGGUGUAUUUUAGCUCAUGUAGAUAAAUAAAUAUUCACUGCUAAUUAGGCCAGACUGCUGAUGUGCUGCAUGAAGCAUUCCCAGCUCCUUUGGAAGGGGAGGGUAGUCUUAGCAUAUGCAGCUCUAAUUAUGCUUACACUCUCAGUGCCAAACUGUGGAAACAGCUUGAGUGUGUGGCCCGAAACAGCCUCACAUGUUAUUGAGAUCUCAAGUGGAAUCAUUUCUCACUCUGCGCACUCACAUUAAACAGCUCACACGAAGGACGCAUUAGAUAGCUUCAUAUUUGAACAGUCAUCGCUGAGAUUUAUUGGUCAUUAGAGGCGAUACAGUCGGCACUCUAAAGUCGAUGGAGUAGUGCUUGAGCCGUUAGUCCAUGGUUGACCCUGUUGCUGCUAGUAGUGAUUGGACACGUCCUGAAUCACGGUGCUGGCUACACUCCCAUGGGCUUUGACAGAGGCCUGACAGACAGUCCAUGCAAAUAGUGUGUUGAGUUGUUUGCACCGAGCCUGCUUUGGCUGCGUCUCCAGUUCUAUACAUCUCUUUCACUUGUAUCAGUACCUGUUGUUUGUCAUAUGAUGCAUUACCCACUGCCUCACAUGGCUAUUCUUUUUCCCCUCCACAUGUUUGCAUUGCGUGUUAAUGAGUGUGUGUGUAUGUGUGUAUUAAUGUGUUGAUGUAUUUGCGUGCUUGCUUAACAUGGCAUUGAUGUCAUUCUUGUAUUGUUUUCUAUGUGUGUAUGAGACCAUAGGAGUAUGCACUCAGUUGAGUAGCCGCAAACAGUGUUUUUAUCUCACUUUGUUGUUUUUUUUUUUGUUUUUUUUUUUAAUCUGUUGCGUUUCCCUGCCUUCUUUUUUGUGUUUCCAUGUUCUCAUAAAUGAGCGUACUGUAAGUGUGGCUCAGUCUAUGCAUUCUCUCAUAACUGUUUUUGUAAAACAAAAUUCAAUAAAAUGGAAAGAGUGCAAGUAAACGUA